This is a messenger RNA of Glycine soja, 2316 nucleotides long. Its product is annotated as 3-hydroxy-3-methylglutaryl-coenzyme A reductase 1-like. Bases 106 to 1803 code for a protein of 565 amino acids. Lineage: Eukaryota; Viridiplantae; Streptophyta; Magnoliopsida; Fabales; Fabaceae. The transcript is spliced from 4 exons. Gene Ontology annotation, cellular component: endoplasmic reticulum membrane; peroxisomal membrane. Gene Ontology annotation, biological process: isoprenoid biosynthetic process; coenzyme A metabolic process; sterol biosynthetic process. Gene Ontology annotation, molecular function: protein binding; hydroxymethylglutaryl-CoA reductase (NADPH) activity. The record is from RefSeq and is a predicted model, not a curated record.
GUCCUGACCAAUUUUUUGCUGGCACACACACGUCCACAGCACUAUCAUAUACUCUUUUUCUUCCUUCUUCCGUUUCAUUUUCGGCGUCCCUCUCUCCCUCCCACAAUGGACCUCCAUCGCCGGCCGCCGCCCGCCGCUGACGACGGAGCAAUCCACCCCAAGAAGAGGAGGGACACUUCCUCUCCCAAGGCCUCCGACGCUCUCCCUCUCCCUCUCUACCUCACCAACGCGAUCUUCUUCACGCUCUUCUUCUCCGUUGCUUACUUCCUCCUCCACCGCUGGCGCGACAAGAUCCGCAGUCACACUCCUCUCCACGUCGUCACUCUCUCCGAGAUCGCCGCCAUUUUCUCCCUCAUCGCCUCCUUCAUCUACCUCCUCGGCUUCUUCGGCAUCGACUUCGUCCAGUCCUUCAUCUCACGCGCCUCCAACGACGCCUGGGACCUCGACGACGCCGUUACAGAUUCUCCCUCUUCCUCUCCCUCUCCCUCUCCCUCGCCCGCAAUUACCAAAAUGCCCUCACGGGAUGCCUCGAUUAUAUUAUCCUCCGAGGAUGACGAGGAGAUUGUAAACUCCGUCGUGGAAGGCGUCACGCCCUCCUACGCGCUCGAGUCCCGCCUGGGCGACUGUCGCCGCGCCGCGGCGAUUCGACGCGCGGCGCUGCAGCGCCUGACGGGGCAGUCGCUUGAGGGCCUGCCGCUGGAGGGGUUCGACUACGACUCCAUUUUAGGGCAGUGCUGCGAAAUGCCGGUAGGGUAUGUGCAGAUUCCGGUAGGGGUGGCGGGGCCGUUGUUGUUGGAUGGAUUCGAAUACACUGUGCCGAUGGCCACCACGGAAGGGUGCCUUGUGGCGAGUACCAACAGAGGGUGCAAGGCCAUCUAUGCUUCUGGUGGGGCCAGCAGUGUGGUUUUGAGGGAUUGCAUGUCUAGGGCACCUGUUGUUAGAUUCUCCACUGCCAAGAGAGCUGCACAGUUGAAGUUUUUCUUGGAGGAUCCUCUCAAUUUUGAUACCUUGUCACUUGUUUUCAACAGGUCGAGUAGAUUUGCCAGGCUCCAAGGUAUUCAGUGUGCUAUGGCUGGGAAGAAUGCUUAUUUGAGAUUCACUUGUAGCACGGGUGAUGCCAUGGGGAUGAACAUGGUUUCCAAAGGGGUGCAAAACGUUCUUGAUUUUCUUCUGAAUGAUUUCCCCGACAUGGAUGUUAUUGGCAUUUCUGGAAAUUAUUGUUCGGACAAGAAACCUGCUGCAGUAAAUUGGAUCGAGGGACGUGGGAAAUCAGUUGUUUGUGAAGCAAUUAUCAAAGAAGAAGUGGUGCAGAAGGUAUUGAAAACCAACGUGUCUGCCCUGGUGGAGCUUAACAUGCUCAAAAACCUUGCUGGUUCUGCUGUCGCCGGUGCUCUUGGUGGAUUUAAUGCCCAUGCUAGUAACAUUGUUUCUGCCAUCUUUAUAGCCACUGGCCAAGAUCCAGCUCAAAAUGUUGAGAGUUCCCAUUGCAUAACCAUGAUGGAAGCCGUCAAUGACGGGAGGGACCUUCACAUCUCAGUGACCAUGCCUUCCAUUGAGGUGGGUACUGUUGGGGGUGGGACUCAACUUGCAUCCCAAUCUGCUUGCUUGAAUUUACUUGGUGUGAAGGGUGCAAGCAAGGAGUCACCAGGAUCAAACUCAAGACUCUUGGCCACCAUUGUUGCUGGAUCUGUUUUAGCAGGAGAGCUGUCUCUGAUGUCUGCCAUUGCAGCAGGGCAGCUAGUGAACAGCCACAUGAAAUACAACAGAUCAAGCAAAGAUGUAACCAAAAUAUCAUCAUCUUGAGGUCAGGGACGUGGUUGCAGUCAUUAAUUCUGGACUCUAGAAUAAAAAAAUUGAGGGUAAGCGGAUUUAGGGAAGGAAAAUGGAGAAACAUUAGAUUAGAUUGUUGGCAUCCACGUUUGGCUCUGCAUUGCUGUCUGUUUAGAUCUUUUAUUAUUUGGAGAGGAAAGUAGAGUUAUACUCUAGAUCUUCCCUGUCCCCUUCUGGAUCAUUUCUUCUUUUCAUUGCUUCUUCUGCCGAGCCAUUCAGUGGGUGUUAACACUUUUUUUCUCCUCAACCAAGACAUUUGACGUGUUAUAUUCUAAUUCUUUUUCCCCUAUAUAAUAUGCUUAGCAUAUCUAUCAUUGUAGCCGAAUGGGUUGAUGAAUAUUCUCUUGUCCGCUAGUGCCCGUCAAUUAAGCUUGAGAUCCCAUUGUCUUAAGUCUUUAUCUAAUUAAUGAAUGUAUUUCUGUUUAAGGGUAAUUUUUGGUCAUGUUUUUCGGUUCCUAAUUUUGUAUAUGAAAAAGAGUUUUGUUC